AAAAAAAAAGGAAAAGAAAUAUACUGUUGUUGAAUGAUGUGAAGGUGGGAAAAUUUUUUGGUUUGUAGUGAAUACUUGUGAUGUGUUCACAGUAGCGGUUCUAGUUCUAGAUUUGACGAUCGCGAGAAGGAAAGGAAGCCAUUCUGGUUUCUGCAUGUUGGUGCCGCUAGACCAGUGGUGACCAAGUCGGAAUUUUUCAACUCAACAGUCAGCAACCCCCUCGGCUCUCUGUGUUGAAUAAAUAUGAGUGGAGCUGUGGCUGUUGCAAUUGCUGCGGCUAUUGGCAACUUAUUGCAAGGAUGGGACAACGCCACCAUAGCUGGUGCUAUACUGUACAUAAAGAAGGAAUUCAAGCUGGAAGAUGAACCUACUAUAGAAGGUCUUAUUGUGGCCAUGUCUCUUGUUGGAGCGGUUUUUAUCACAACAUGCUCUGGUGCAAUUUCUGACUCGCUUGGACGCCGUCCCUUGCUUAUAGUUUCAUCUGUUUUAUAUUUUAUCAGUGGUCUUGUGAUGCUGUGGUCUCCUAAUGUUUAUGUACUCCUCUUGGCAAGGCUUUUGGAUGGGUUUGGAAUUGGUUUGGCAGUUACUCUUGUUCCAAUUUAUAUAUCAGAGACAGCACCUCCUGAGAUAAGGGGUUUAUUGAACACUUUGCCUCAGUUCACUGGUUCUGUUGGAAUGUUCUCUUCAUACUGCAUGGUUUUUGGGAUGUCAUUGACAAGUUCCCCAAGUUGGAGGCUGAUGCUUGGUGUCCUUUUCAUCCCUUCUGUUGUUUACUUUGCAUUGACUAUUUUUUACUUGCCCGAGUCCCCAAGAUGGCUUGUCAGUAAAGGGCGCAUGCUUGAGGCGAAGAAGGUUUUGCAGAGACUUCGUGGCAGAGAAGAUGUGUCUGGGGAGAUGGCUUUGCUAGUUGAAGGUCUUGGAAUUGGGGGAGAAACUUCUGUAGAAGAAUAUGCAAUAGGACCUGCCCAAGAACUUACUGAGGAUCAGGAACCUGGCAUCCAUAAAGAGCUAAUAAGAUUAUAUGGACCUGAAGAAGGGAUCUCUUUGGUUGCUCGACCUGUCACACGACAGAGUUUUCUCAGUCUUGCAUCUCGCCCUGGGAGCAUAGUGACCAAGAAGGUCCCCCUUAUGGACCCUGUUGUCACUCUUUUUGGCAGUGUCCAUGAGAAGAUUCCAGAUACGGGAAGCAAGGGAAGCAUGCUUUUUCCUCAUCUUGGCAGCAUGUUCAGUGUAGCUGGAAAUCAGCCCAAAAAUGAUGAAUGGGAUGAAGAAAGCCUGACCAGAGAGGGUGAGGACUAUACAUCUGAAAUUGCUGCAGCUGAAUCAGAUGACAAUCUGCAAAGUCCACUUAUAUCACGACAAACAACCAGCAUGGAUAAGGACAUGGUUCCGCCUCCAUUCCAAGGAAGUGUUUUUAGCAUGAGACAAGGUAGUCUUACCCAAGGUGCUAAUAGCGAGCUGGUAGGUAGUGCAGGCAUUGGUGGUGGAUGGCAACUUGCUUGGAAGUGGAUAGAGAGAGAAGGUCCAGUGGGAAAUAGAGAAGCAGGCUUUAAAAGAAUAUAUUUGCAUGAAGGUGGCAUUGCUGGAAAGUGGAGGGGAUCCCUAGUUUCUGUUGCUGGGGAUGAUAUGCCUGCUGCUGGUGAAUAUUUUCAUGCCACAGCUUUAGUGAGUCAACGAGCUUUAUAUUCGAAGGAUCUCAUAGAUGAGCACCCUAUUGGACCAGCUAUGAUUCAUCCAGCUGAAGCUGCUACAAAGGGGCCUAGCUGGAGUGAUUUAUUUGAACCAGGAGUCAAGCAUGCAUUGAUUGUAGGGGUGGGGAUUCAGAUACUUCAGCAGUUUUCUGGGAUAAAUGGAGUUAUGUAUUACACUCCUCAAAUACUUGAGCAUGCGGGUGUCGAAGUUCUUUUAUCAAAUAUGGGCAUCAGUUCAGCAUCUGCAUCUCUUCUAAUUAGUGCUAUCAUAAACUUGUUGAUGCUGCCUUGCAUAGCAGUUGCCAUGAGGCUUAUGGAUCUUUCUGGCAGAAGGAGUUUGGUGCUAGGCACAAUUCCUAUCUUAAUCACCACUCUUGUAAUCCUAGUUAUUGGAAAUGUGGUGCAUAUGGGAUCUGUUGCGAAGGCAGCCAUCUCAACAGUUUGUGUUGUUCUUUACUUGUGCUCGUUUGUGAUGGGGUUUGGGCCUGUGCCGAAUAUCCUAUGCUCUGAGAUAUUUCCGACUAGGGUUCGUGGUAUCUGCAUUGCCAUAUGUGCCCUCGCAUUUUGGAUCGCUGAUAUUAUUAUUACCUAUUCAUUGCCUCUCAUGCUCUCCUCCAUCGGCCUUGCUGGUGUUUUUGGUAUAUAUGCUGUUGUGUGUGUCGUAUCAUGGGGUUUUGCUUUCUUGAAGGUGCCUGAAACCAAGGGGAUGCCUCUUGAGGUGAUCACUGAGUUCUUCGCCCUUGGUGCAAAGCAGGCAAACUAGUUUAAUUUGUUUGGUAGUAGUAGUAGUAGUGUACAAUGACUUAAUUUCUUCUUCGGUUGUCUUUAUUUUUAGGGUGAGUUGUAAUUUACUCUUUAUAAAAUGUCCUACAGGCUACAGGGGGUUGCUUUUUGUUUUCUCAA
Molecule: messenger RNA, 2594 nt
Organism: Ipomoea nil (Japanese morning glory)
Lineage: Eukaryota; Viridiplantae; Streptophyta; Magnoliopsida; Solanales; Convolvulaceae
Product: monosaccharide-sensing protein 2-like
Exons: 6
Coding region: 244-2454 (736 amino acids)
Biological process (GO): transmembrane transport
Cellular component (GO): membrane
Molecular function (GO): myo-inositol:proton symporter activity
Source: RefSeq, a predicted model, not a curated record